Eruca vesicaria subsp. sativa (arugula) is the source of this 952-nucleotide messenger RNA. The record is from the annotation of a GenBank genome assembly. Lineage: Eukaryota; Viridiplantae; Streptophyta; Magnoliopsida; Brassicales; Brassicaceae.
UAUCCUUCUCGAUCCAACGGACCCAAACCUCUCUCUCUAUCUAAUGGCGGAUUCCGAUAACGACUCAGGCGGUCACAAGGACGGAGGCAGCGCGUCGUCGCGCGAGCAGGACCGAUUCCUCCCGAUCGCUAACGUGAGCCGGAUCAUGAAGAAAGCGCUCCCGGCGAACGCGAAGAUCUCGAAGGACGCGAAGGAGACGGUGCAGGAGUGCGUUUCGGAGUUCAUAAGCUUCAUCACGGGAGAGGCGUCGGAUAAGUGUCAGAGGGAGAAGAGGAAGACGAUCAACGGCGACGAUUUGCUCUGGGCGAUGACGACGUUGGGGUUCGAGGAUUACGUGGAGCCGUUGAAGGUUUAUUUGCAGAAGUAUAGAGAGGUGGAAGGGGAGAGGAUGACGACGACGAGUACAGGGAGACAGGGCGAUAAGGAAGGAGGUGGAGGUGGAGGGAUGUAUGGGAUGGGGCAUCAUUAUCAAGGACACGUGUACGGUGGAAGUGGGAUGAAUUAGAGAAUGAGCAAACCUCAAGCUUAGAUUCACUAUAGGCAAUAUGGCUUGUGUGGCUGUUUUGACCAUGGCUUCUAAGUAGAGUGGAAGUCUCUUACCUCUGAUACACCAUCUCAGUUUCUUGACUUUGUUACAUGUUUUUUGAAUUUUGGUUUUUGUUGUUGGAGCUCAGAGACCUCUAAACACAAUCACUGUCCAAUCUUGAAAAGAAACGUUCGCAAGGGUAGCCACAGUACAAGAGAUUUUGUGGAUGUUUUAGUAAAAUGUAUGAGACCCUUAGUGUGUACUUGGAUUAUUUUGCUUUUGUACUGUAAGUUCGUGAUUCAGGAUAUAACAAAUUUCCCCAGUUCUUAUCAAAUUCCAUGCUUAAUCUUUGAAGGUUUUGCAAUUCAAAGUUGUACUCACUUUUGUAAUUUGGAAUCUGUAUUCUGUAGAAGCUCUGUUAGUUGG